Rosa rugosa (rugosa rose) is the source of this 1736-nucleotide messenger RNA. RefSeq names its product guanosine nucleotide diphosphate dissociation inhibitor 2. Gene Ontology annotation, biological process: protein transport; small GTPase-mediated signal transduction; vesicle-mediated transport. NCBI's taxonomy places the organism in Eukaryota, Viridiplantae, Streptophyta, Magnoliopsida, Rosales, Rosaceae. Bases 138 to 1472 code for a protein of 444 amino acids. The transcript is spliced from 13 exons. Gene Ontology annotation, molecular function: Rab GDP-dissociation inhibitor activity. The record is from RefSeq and is a predicted model, not a curated record. Gene Ontology annotation, cellular component: cytoplasm.
UUACCUUAUUUUAUUUGGUUUGCAUCUCUUGCGGAGGCAAAGACAGAGAUAGACUCGGUGAGAAAGAGAGAAGAGAGGUGAGACCAAAACCCUAGAAAGUCUGUGUGAUCUGUUAGAUCAACGAAACCAGGGGAGCAAUGGAUGAAGAGUAUGACGUCAUAGUGUUGGGAACUGGUCUGAAGGAAUGCAUCCUCAGCGGUCUUCUCUCGGUUGACGGCCUCAAGGUUCUACACAUGGAUAGGAAUGACUAUUACGGAGGAGAGUGUGCAUCACUUAAUCUUAUUCAGCUCUGGAAGAGGUUCAGGGGAGAUGAUAAGCCCCCAGCACAGUUGGGCUCUAGUAGGGAUUAUAAUGUGGACAUGGUCCCUAAGUUUAUGAUGGCCAAUGGAACUCUAGUGCGUGUCCUCAUUCAUACAGAUGUUACCAAGUAUUUGUCCUUCAAAGCUGUGGAUGGCAGUUUUGUCUAUAAUAAAGGAAAGGUUCACAAGGUUCCAGCAAAUGAUAUGGAGGCACUUAAAUCUCCACUCAUGGGUCUAUUCGAAAAGCGCCGUGCCCGCAAGUUCUUCAUAUAUGUUCAAGAUUAUAAUGAAAGCGAUCCCAAAACACAUGAGGGAAUGGACUUAACAAGAGUGACAACUAGAGAAUUGAUUGCAAAAUAUGGUCUUGAUGACAACACUAUUGACUUCAUUGGGCAUGCUUUAGCACUUCAUAGAGAUGAUCGCUACCUGGAUGAACCUGCACUGGAUACUGUGAAAAGGAUGAAGCUUUAUGCGGAAUCUAUUGCACGUUUUCAAGGAGGAUCUCCAUACAUUUAUCCUUUGUAUGGACUAGGAGAGCUUCCACAGGCAUUUGCACGACUUAGUGCGGUUUAUGGUGGUACUUAUAUGCUUAAUAAACCUGAAUGCAAGGUGGAGUUCAAUGAGGAAGGGAAAGUUAUUGGUGUCACAUCUGAAGGUGAAACUGCCAAGUGCACAAAAGUUGUCUGUGACCCUUCUUACUUACCCAACAAGGUCAGAAAGGUUGGUAAGGUUGCAAGGGCUAUAGCCAUUAUGAGCCACCCGAUUCCAAACACAAAUGAUUCUCAUUCAGUGCAGGUUAUCCUGCCACAAAAGCAGCUGGGUCGCAGAUCAGAUAUGUAUCUCUUCUGUUCCUCUUACUCUCACAAUGUUGCUCCGAAGGGAAAGUUUGUUGCGUUUGUGUCAACGGAGGCGGAAACUGAUAAUCCACAUACUGAGCUAAAGCCAGGAAUUGACCUUUUAGGGCCUGUUGAAGAGAUAUUUUUUGAUAUUUAUGACAGAUAUGAGCCGGUCAAUGAACCCUCUUUGGACAAUUGCUUUAUAUCAACUAGUUAUGAUGCCACAACACACUUUGAGUCCACUGUCAUGGAUGUACUCAACAUGUAUACCUUGAUAACAGGGAAGGUUCUUGAUCUUAGCGUGGACCUAAGUGCUGCUAGUGCUGCCGAAGAAUGAGUGGAACUGCCUGUUCAGUUUGCAGUUACAAUAGUCCUUUGUUCCAAGUACUUUGACUGCUUAAGUUGCUGGGCGCAGGUGGAGGACUGUAUGGGUUUUUUACUUUUAAUCAUAGACUCAUAUGUAAUGUAAUGUUGUUUUCUGUUCUUUAAACAUCCUUUAAAAGAAAAAGAAAAAUUGUACCUUAAAACAUGUCCAGAUUUUGGACAUGCACUUGUGUGGAGGCAUUUAAAUGAUGCGUGCCAUAUGGCAUAUUUUCUGCUU